AUGUGUGUGUAUAUAUUUGCAGAUGAUUUCUUGGAUGUAAUAGACAGAGCAGUCAAAAUUGGGGUUCAAAAGCUCAUCAUCACGGGUGGAAGUUUGCAAGACAGUAAAGGCGCCUGGCAGCUGGCCCAAACAAAUGAAAUGUUUUACAGUACUGUCGGCUGCCAUCCCACGCGCUGUGGAGAAUUCGAUCAGGGCAAUCCUGACCGGUACUUAGAGGAGUUGCAAGAUUUAGCUGAGAAGAACAAAGGGAAAGUUGUCGCAGUUGGGGAGUGUGGCUUGGACUUUGACAGAUUAGAAUUCUGCCCCAAAGACACCCAGCUCAAGUAUUUUGAAAAACAGUUUGAUCUAGCUGAGCAAACCAAAUUGCCAAUGUUUUUGCACUGUAGGAAUUCGCACCCAGAAUUCAUAGAUAUUAUGAGACGAAAUAGAGAGAGGUGUAUUGGGGGAGUGGUUCACUCUUUUGAUGGCACCAAAGAAGAAGCAGCAGCUCUAAUAGAUCUUGAUCUUUAUAUAGGGGUUAAUGGUUGUUCUCUGAAAACUGAAGCCAACCUAGACACGGUGAAGUCAAUUCCCAGUGAAAGGUUAAUGAUAGAGACAG
This is a messenger RNA of Protobothrops mucrosquamatus (brown spotted pit viper), 598 nucleotides long. RefSeq names its product putative deoxyribonuclease TATDN1. Lineage: Eukaryota; Metazoa; Chordata; Lepidosauria; Squamata; Viperidae. Gene Ontology annotation, molecular function: 3'-5'-DNA exonuclease activity. Gene Ontology annotation, cellular component: cytosol. The record is from RefSeq and is a predicted model, not a curated record. The annotation marks the transcript as partial. The transcript has 8 exons.